This is a messenger RNA of Macroventuria anomochaeta, 459 nucleotides long. RefSeq lists its product as uncharacterized. The record is from RefSeq and is a predicted model, not a curated record. The transcript has a single exon. The annotation marks the transcript as partial. Lineage: Eukaryota; Fungi; Ascomycota; Dothideomycetes; Pleosporales; Didymellaceae.
GAUGCGACGGGUUCCAUGUUUGCUUGGUACCGCUACGCUGCUCGAUGCUACGUGUAUCUAUCCGACGUUUCGACCGGCAGCCUCACCAGCGGCACGCCUGCCCAAGAAUACUGGAAGCUUGCGUUUCAGCAAAGUAGAUGGUUCACACGAGGCUGGACGCUCCAAGAACUAGUGACCCCGGUAUCAGUCAAGUUCUUUUCGGUUGAAGGCCGGCGACUUGGUAACAAAUACUCGCUGUUGCAAGAGCUCCAUAGCAUCACCGAGAUCAGUGUUGAGGCUCUCCAAGGAUGCCCGCUAGAUUGGCUGAGCGUUGCUGAGCGCUUGUCGUGGGUGGGGCAAUGCCAGACAAAACGCGAAGAAGACGCAGCAUACUCACUACUGGGUAUCUUUGACGUGCACAUGCCGCUCAUAUGUGGAGAAGGUCGGAGGAAGGCGUUUGCUCGGCUCCAGAAAGAGAUC